Argentina anserina (silverweed cinquefoil) is the source of this 502-nucleotide messenger RNA. RefSeq lists its product as uncharacterized. The transcript is spliced from 3 exons. Bases 15 to 497 code for a protein of 160 amino acids. Gene Ontology annotation, molecular function: fatty acyl-CoA hydrolase activity. Lineage: Eukaryota; Viridiplantae; Streptophyta; Magnoliopsida; Rosales; Rosaceae. The record is from RefSeq and is a predicted model, not a curated record.
GUGAGAAAGUCAACAUGAUGAAAAAGGCUAAAAAGUUUCUUGAGGUGAGCAAGCAACAGUCGGAGACGGUGGCUGGACUGGCCGUGCCAGAACUCCGGCAAGGUGAGGCGACCAUGUACAAUAUUUUCGCUCUAAGAGGGAUCCGAGUUGACCGAAUCGAACCCGGGCUCGUUGUGUGUACUUUCAAGGUGCCUCUACGACUCCUUGAUAGAAAUGGAAAGUUUGCGAGUGGUGCCAUUGCGAACCUGGUUGAUGUAGUUGGUAGCUGCGUCAUUUUUGUUUCCGGUGCUCCGAUGAAUGUCACGGUGGAGAUGUCCAUUUCGUACUUGUCAACGGCAAAGCUUAAUGAUGAGUUAGAGAUAACAUCAAGGUUGCUAGGACAGAAAGGAGGUUACUCUGGAACAAUAGUUCUCAUGAGAAAUAAGGUAACUGGAGAAAUUAUCUCCGAGGGUCGACAUUCCUUGUUUCGUUCCCGACGUGUAUAUGGCAAGCUAUGAGUCUG